AUCGUUUAUUUUCGUCAGCGUCUCGUCGUUACAUUUUCCUCGAAUAAUUUUUCACGAUACUGUCUUUCCAAAGAGCCAGAAAAAUUCGAGACUGUCACUUCUACGAUUACGAUUGUGAUCGAAAUUCAAUGAUUGAAUGUGAAAUUCUACCUGUAAUUAUCGUGAGAUUAAUCGGCCGAAAAGUUCGUUAUUUGAAUGGGCUUUUGAAUUGCUGAGGAGUGGGAUCUUCAAGUGCUGGGAAUGAUAAUUUGCUUAGAAGGAUUCAUUGCAUGGACAUCGCGGAUACGCGGCAAUUUCUAUGAUUUCAGUGCAAUUGAAAGCACGUUCGCGAGAUUUCGUAGUGCCUCCCGCUAAUAAUUCGAAUGCUACACGAUAGAUCGACUCGUUAAGUCGAGCUGAACUGGUUGGAUGCCAUGCUGACGCCGUCCGUGUAUUCCCGCCAACGAUGUCAGUUUGCUAACCUCGAAUCGUGAACCGGUGAUUACAGCCGGGUACAUUCUGAUCGUUCGUCAGAUUUCACGGAAUUUCCUUUCGAUAUGGCUAGUGCUAUGCAAAAAAAUAAGGACACCUCCGCGGAGGAUACGAGAGUCUUGGAGAACAUGGGAUGUGACGUAGACGAAGAAGGUGGUUUGAGAGUAGACGACGAGAUAUAUUUCCCGCCACCACCAACAACCUUCUGUGAAGCCGACACAAAUGAGCCUAGACUUAUGAUAAGCAAAAUUGUCAAUAAGAACUUCAAGAGCUAUGCUGGCACGCGAAUCGUUGGACCUUUUCACAAGCACUUCUCAGCUGUAAUAGGUCCUAACGGUAGUGGCAAAAGUAAUGUGAUAGACUCGAUGUUGUUUGUAUUUGGAUACCGUGCUAGUAAAAUAAGAUCAAAGAAGAUAUCAGUUUUAAUACACAAUUCCAGUCAAUAUACAAAUAUAAAUAGCUGUACUGUCUCGAUACACUUUCAUAGGAUCAUUGAUGAGCCUGAAGAUGACUACAAGAUUAUUCCAAAUAGCGAAUUUGUUAUAUCUAGAACAGCAUUUAAAGAUAAUUCAUCAUACUAUGAACUCGACAAAAAGAAAGUGCAAUUUAAAGAGAUUUCAAAACUUUUGAGAUCUUAUGGAGUUGAUUUAGAUCAUAAUCGGUUCUUGAUAUUGCAGGGCGAAGUUGAGCAGAUCGCUUUGAUGAAGCCUAAAGGACAAAAUGAGCAUGACACAGGCAUGUUAGAAUAUUUGGAGGAUAUAAUUGGCACCUUCCGUUACAAGGAACCACUAGAGAAAUUAACGGAAAAGGUCGAAACGUUAACCGAACUUAGAGCGGAAAAGUUGCAUCGUCUCAGAAUUGUACAGAAGGAAAAACAGGCUUUAGAGGAGCCUAUGCAAGAUGCGGUGCAGUACCUGAAAACUGAGAAUGAAAUAAUCAGUUUGCGGCAUCAGCUUUACCAUUGCGAAAGACAUGACGCGGUGACAAAGCUUACCAAGAAUACAGCGAUAAACGAUAAUUUGGAUAAGGAGGUAGCCGAACUGGAAGGUGAGAUGAAGAGCGUUCAUAAACAAAAGGAGGAGAAGAUCAAAGUCAUUAGAGAAAAGAGUAAGAAGUGGGAUAAUUUGCAACAACAGAAGGAUGAAGCCACAUCGAUGUUCAACAAAGUGCGCAAGGAGGACGAGUCGCUGCACGCUGAGCUAGUCGAGACGAAUAAACGACGAAAAGCUCACAUGGCGACCAUCAAGACUGAGAAAAGCAAAAUGGAGGAAUUGUUGAGGGUACCGGAGAAGAAUACGGAGGAUAUCAAGGAGUGCGAGCGUCUGAUUGAAACAUACGCGACUAACAAAGAGAAAGAAGAGGAAUCGUUGGCGACUUUGAUGACGAAACUGGGAGAGAAGACGAAGCCGCUGCUAAAUGAUCGGUCGAAUUUGGAGAAGAAACUGAUAUCGUUGCGGAAGAAUGUGGAUCAGGCAAAAGCGACACACGAUAUCGCGCAGUCAGAGCUAGAACUGUACACUUCAGUAGAGAAGGUGGAGAGAGAGAAGUUAAGCUCGCUCCUAGAAUCCAUAGAAAGGAACGUGAGCACUCUUGAAGAACGACAGCAACAACUGGCACUGUUUGAUACGAAAAUCCCAGCUACCGAGCGCAGUCUGCAGCAAGCGCAUGACGAGAUGGAACAAGCGAAGGUGUGCGAAAUCGAGAAGACCGCCCAGUUGAAGAAAUUGCGAAUUUCUUUCGAGGAGCAGCGGUCCUGUAUGCAAGCCAGCAGAUCGCGAAACUGCAUUUUGGACUCCUUGAUGCAGGAGAAGCGAGAAGGGAGGAUACCCGGAAUAUUCGGAAGACUGGGCGACUUGGGUGCCAUCGAUGCGAAAUAUGACGUCGCGGUGUCGACAGCGUGCGGCCCGCUGGAUAACAUCGUCGUGGACACGAUGGCUACAGCACAGGCGUGCGUCACAUACCUGCGGCAGCAUGACAUAGGACGUGCCACGUUUAUACCGUUGGACAAGCAGCAACGAUUCCUGUCCAAAUGUAAUAGUAAGAUCAACACGCCGGAGAAUGUGCCCCGGCUGUUUGAUCUAAUAAAGGUGGAGGAUGAGCGCGUGUUGCCGGCGUUUUACUAUGGUCUACAGGACACUCUAGUGGCGCAAGAUCUGGAUCAGGCGACGCGUAUCGCAUACGGGAGGACGCGUUACCGCGUGGUAACGCUGAAAGGUGAGCUAGUCGAGCUGUCGGGCACGAUGAGCGGCGGUGGACGAACGGUACUGCGCGGUCGAAUGGGUCAGAAGGUCGUGAGGGACGAGCCGACGAAUACCGACAUCGAGCGGCUGCAGUCAAACUUGGACGUCGUUUUCAAGGAGUGCAAUGAGGCGCGUACUCGGCAGCACACGCUGGAGAACCAGAUCCGCGUGCUGACGACGGCGUUGAAGGACUUGCGAGUGGAUGAAAAGAAAUUUAGCAUUGAGGUGAAAACACUGAGGGAGCAAGAACCAGCUCUGCAGGCACAGCUGAAGGAGCAGAAGAAGAAAGUCACUGAAUCGGUAUCGAAUCCUGAGAAGGUUGCGGAACUGAAGGAAGCUGUGCAGACGGCCAAAUCGCAUAUGGAGAAAGUAGAACAGUCCUCUGCCACGGUAGAAGAGGAAGUGGAGCGCAUCAACCGGAUGAUAAACGAGAUCUCGGGUCAUCGGGUACGCGAUCAGCAGGCCAAGAUCGCCAAACUGAACAAAUUGGUGGAAAAAACGAAGGCGGAAAUUUUUCGCUUGCAGGUAGACAUUAAAACUGCCGAGCGGAACGUUAAGAAGACGGAGAAGCACAUAGAGAGCCUGGAGAGCGACGUGCACACGUGUGAGCAACGAUUGAGAGACAUUCAGCAGAAGAAGUCUGAGUUGGAGGAACAGGCUAAAGAUAUAUUGGAGAAGCUGAAGGUUCUCAAUGAGGCGCUAGUGGAGCGCGAUACAGUCACGGCCUUGUUAAAGGAGGAAUUGAAUACUUUGCAGGCGCGCGAGGACAAGAUGAAGGCGACGAAGAUCGACCUGGACCAGAAACUCCAGGACAGCAAGAAGCUUCUCAAAGAGCUUCAACUAAUGAUCUCCGAGUACACUCGGAAGAUAGGCAAUCUGAAGCCUCACUUGAUUCCACGCGAGACGGAACAGUUGAGUCUGAAAGAUCUAACAGAGGAAGAGAUCAUUGCAUUGGACAUGGAGGUGGUACUGCGAAAUCUACAGAAGGUGAAGAAAAAAUUACCUCCCGAGGUGCCCAAUAUGAAUGUCAUUAAGGACUAUCACGAGAAGGAUGCUCUGUACAUAAACCGCGCAGCUGAUCUCGAGAAGGUGACUACGGAACGCAACCGGAUUCGCGACAUCUACGAGACGGCUAGGCGGCGUAGGACACGAGAAUUCUUGAAAGGCUUCAGCUUGAUCUCCAUGAAGUUGAAAGAAAUGUACCAGAUGAUGACGUUAAGCGGCGACGCGGAGCUGGAGCUGAUCGACUCGCUGGACCCGUUUAGCGAGGGCGUCGUUCUCAGCGUGCGUCCGCCCAAGAAGUCGUGGAAGAACAUCGAAAAUCUGAGCGGUGGCGAGAAGACCCUGAGCUCGCUCGCUCUGGUAUUUGCCUUGCACUAUUACAAACCCUCGCCGUUGUACUUUAUGGACGAGAUCGACGCGGCGCUCGACUUUAAGAACGUCUCGAUCAUCGGCAAUUACAUCAAGGAGCGUACGAAGAACACGCAAUUCAUCGUUAUUUCUUUGCGAUCGAACAUGUUCGAGCUGGCGGACUACCUGGUAGGCAUCUACAAGACGCACAAUUGUUCCCACUGCGUGACCUUGGACGUGGGCAAAUUGUACGACAAGAACGGCAUCGUGCCCCCCAUGCAGCCCACCUCGAAAAACGCGUACGCGACCCAAACGCAAAAGUCCAUGCAACAUAGCUGCCUGCCAGCCUCGCAGAGGGAGAGGAUCGAGAAAGCGCCACCCGUAACUACCAACAAUAACGCGAGGGGAAGGAAAGAUCACGAACCAACGAGAACUGAACAUUUGGACGUUACGAAUCCAGAGAACUACAGGACGCCGCAGAGGACUCUACGGUGCUCAAAAAGACGCAGCAGCGGUAGCAGUGGCAGUAACAAGUCCAGCAAAGAGCGAGAAACGAGAGUUAAGAAACCAUCGGCGAAGAAGAAGCGAAGACAGUGAUAAAUGAAUGUAAACGACUCUGAGAGCCGUUUGCGGACGAUAGUCACAAAGUUCGAGGUCGGAACUCACUGUCAAUUAUUUGUGAGUUAUCAAACAGAACAACUUUGUGUAACAAAAUAAAAAUAUGUAUAAAAAAGUGACUAAAAGCAGAAAAGAAGAUAAGAGGAAGAAAACGAAAGGACAGAGGGAUAUCGAAUCGUGAGAUCGAUGAAUUUACAUUCUCGUUUUUAGUGUUAAAGGUAACACGAAGUCACAACGGGGAUAAAAUAAGACCCACAUGCAGCGAUUGCGUAUCACUUGCGCGUUGUUGUGACGAUUAUACAUAUAUAUUAAUUGAUAGAUUCGAGCUAAGAAAUUAUUUGUAAUUAAAUUACUUACAUACGUGUCACCUCCGGUUAUCGCGCGAGAUUUCGUGUUUAAUUGCAAAUGUAAAAUAGCGGAAGUGACAUUUGUAUGACGCGAGGGGCCUGUUUAAUUAUAAAGUACGUUCUUCUGCGCCCUUUCCAUAUUCUUUUAUCUUGUUUCCGUUCAACAUAAUUCAACUAGUGUCUAUAUUUCUUUUAUCUGCGGCGGAAUGCAGCGCAGCUAGUAAGAACGUACGAUAACACGAGCGCUGCGAGUGCAUCUAGCAAUAUUUUUCUACAUUUCUAUAUAUAUGUCGCGAUAUUAAUAAUAAUCUAAAUUACGAAGAACAACGUUCAAUUUCAUCGCUCCUGGUGUGCAAAUCCGUCCUUGCUGCAUGUUCAACGUUUUAAUAAGAAGGGUGAUCGCGAAAGAACUAACUCAUACAGAUAUAUUUUGCUAUAUUUUUUACAUCGUGUGACUAAUACAAGUAUACGAAGAUGCGAUUUUAUAUAACAAGAAUUUUGUCAGUAUAUGAAAGAAAUCGUUUGAUGUCAUGAAUAUUACUGCUUAUUUUGACCAAAAGAUAACGCAAUCGGGAAUUAUU
Molecule: messenger RNA, 5607 nt
Organism: Dinoponera quadriceps
Lineage: Eukaryota; Metazoa; Arthropoda; Insecta; Hymenoptera; Formicidae
Gene: glu
Product: structural maintenance of chromosomes protein 4
Exons: 8
Coding region: 537-4658 (1373 amino acids)
Biological process (GO): mitotic chromosome condensation
Cellular component (GO): chromosome
Molecular function (GO): protein binding; ATP binding; ATP hydrolysis activity
Source: RefSeq, a predicted model, not a curated record